Messenger RNA from Lactuca virosa, 3275 nucleotides. NCBI's taxonomy places the organism in Eukaryota, Viridiplantae, Streptophyta, Magnoliopsida, Asterales, Asteraceae. The record is from the annotation of a GenBank genome assembly.
AUUUUUCAACUCCGUCUGUCUCACAUUCCACUCAACCUGGCCAUCAUCAUCCCUAUAAAAACCGAGUCUAGUGCGAUGCGAGUGCAUUUGCGCUCGUUUUCUCCGCGUUUCAUCACUAAUUGCUGCUACUUCUCAACUACUAUUCAGUUCACUACGACAUCCAUGUCUUACCGCCCUAAUGCUCAAGGCGGCCGUCGCGGUGGCGGUCGCGGAGGAGGUCGAGGAGGUGGUCGCCGUGGUGGCGGUGGUGGAGGUGGAGGUGGAAGAGGUGAACAGAGAUGGUGGGACCCUGUUUGGCGUGCUGAGCGGCUUAGACAGACGCAAGGCGAGGUUGAGGCUUUUGAUAAGAACCACUGGUGGGGAAAAAUGGAGCAAAUGAAGAGUGGGGGAGAUGUAGAGUUGAUAAUAAAACAUUUCUUCAGUCGAGGCGAUCAACAAACCCUCUCUGAUAUGGCAUAUCAGCUGGGACUUUAUUUCCAUGCAUACAACAAAGGCAAGGCACUUGUGGUGAGCAAAGUUCCAUUACCAAACUACCGUGCAGAUCUUGAUGAGCGCCAUGGAUCUUCACAGAAAGAGAUACAUAUGUCUACAGAAACCGAGAGAAGAGUUGAGAAUCUAUUGGAUAGUUCAACAGCAACUGAAAAAGUUAACAACUCUUCUACCACAUUCAUUCAAACUGCCAAACAAUCACCCUAUGAAUCAGAUAAAAGUACUGGAAUCUCAGAUAAUGCUAAGAAGGCACUUAGCAUUGAACUCAAAGAAAGACAGGAAAGACAGAAGGAAUCUGAUCGUGUUAAGGCAAUGUGCUUAUUCAGAGAGAAGCUUCCUGCACAUAAAAUGAAAUAUGAGUUUCUAAAAGCUGUUGCAGAAAACCAGGUUUUAGUGGUUUCAGGGGAAACAGGUUGUGGUAAAACCACACAGCUUCCUCAGUUCAUUUUAGAGGAAGAAAUAUCAUCUCUACGUGGCUCUGAGUGCAAUAUUAUCUGCACCCAACCCCGCCGUAUCUCCGCCAUAUCAGUAGCUGCUCGAAUAGCCAAUGAGAGAGGAGAAAACCUCGGUCAAUCUGUUGGUUAUCAAAUUCGCCUAGAGUCAAAUCGCUCUGAACAAACAAGAUUAUUAUUCUGCACAACAGGAGUUUUGCUUCGAAAACUGGUUCAAGAUCCAAAUCUAACAGGAAUCAGCCAUUUGUUAGUUGAUGAAAUUCACGAAAGAGGAAUGAAUGAAGAUUUUUUAUUAAUUAUUUUACGCGAUCUUCUCCCUCAACGUCCAGAUUUACGCCUUAUAUUAAUGAGUGCUACUAUCAAUGCUGACUUGUUCUCCAAAUAUUUUGGAAAUUCCCCAACCAUUCAUAUCCCGGGAUUGACAUUUCCUGUGCAAGAACUAUUUUUAGAAGAUGUACUGGAGAAAACCCGUUAUUCAGUGAAAUCUGAGGCUGAUAAUGUUCAGGGUUUUUCAAGGAGGAGGAGGAGACAACAAGAGUCCAAAACUGAUCCCAUUACUGAGAAAUUUGAGGAAGCUGAUAUCAGUUCUGUAUACAAAAGCUACAGUGCAAACACUAGACAAUCUCUUGAAGCUUGGAGUGGUUCAGAAACAGACUUGGGUUUAGUGGAAGCAACCAUUGAGUAUAUCUGUAGACACGAAGGUCCAGGGGCAAUUCUAGUAUUUCUCACAGGUUGGGAUGAAAUCUCAAAGCUUCUCGAUAAUGUCAAGGCUAACAAUUUUCUUAAUAAUCCCACAAAGUUUCUUGUCCUCCCUCUUCAUGGUUCUAUGCCUACCAUGAACCAACGUGAAAUCUUUGACCGACCUCCUUCUGGAACAAGAAAAGUUGUUUUAGCAACAAAUAUUGCUGAGAGUAGUAUAACUAUAGAUGAUGUGGUUUAUGUUGUGGAUUGUGGAAAAGCAAAAGAGACAAGUUAUGAUGCUUUAAAUAAGCUUGCGUGUUUGCUUCCAUCAUGGAUAUCAAAAGCUUCAUCACAUCAGAGACGUGGGCGGGCGGGUCGUGUACAGCCUGGCGUAUGUUACAGAUUGUACCCAAAAAUGGUGCAUGAUUCCAUGCUUCAAUAUCAACUACCUGAAAUUCUUAGAACACCAUUGCAAGAGCUUUGUUUACAGAUAAAAAGUUUACAGCUUGGAGCUAUUGGAUCUUUUUUGGCUAAGGCACUUCAGCCACCUGAUGCUCUUUCUGUUCAAAAUGCUGUUGAACUUUUGAAGACUAUUGGGGCUUUAGAUGAUAGAGAAGAGCUCACGCCACUUGGACGCCACCUGUGCACUCUGCCUUUAGAGCCAAAUAUUGGGAAAAUGCUUCUCAUGGGGUCCAUUUUUCAAUGUGUUAAUCCUGCUUUAACAAUUGCUGCUGCUCUUGCGUAUCGGAGCCCGUUUAUUCUUCCAAUUAAUAGGAAAGAGGAAGCUGAUGAAGCAAAAAGAUCCUUUGCUGGUGAUUCAUGCAGUGACCACAUAGCUCUUCUUAAAGCAUUCGAAGGGUGGAAAGAAGCGAAACGUUCCGGAAACGAAAAAUCCUUCUGUUGGGAAAAUUUCUUGUCAGUUCAAACCUUAAAAAUGAUAGCUGACAUGCGUCUCCAAUUUCUCGACCUCCUUUCCGAUAUCGGCUUCAUAGAUAAAUCCAAGGGCGCAAAUGCGUAUAACCAAUACAGCGAUGACAUGGAAAUGGUGUGCGCGAUACUAUGUGCUGGGCUGUACCCGAAUGUGGUCCAAUGUAAAAGAAGAGGAAAACGAACAGCUCUUUACACCAAAGAAGUUGGAAAAGUCGAUAUUCAUCCAGCUUCUGUGAACGCUGGGGUCCACGUUUUUCCUCUUCCUUUCAUGGUAUACAGUGAAAAAGUGAAAACAAGCAGUGUGUAUAUUCGUGAUGCCACAAAUAUAUCGGACUAUGCUUUGCUUAUGUUUGGUGGUAAUCUUGUUGAAACCAAAAAUGGUGAUGGGAUUGAGAUGCUCGAUGGAUACCUUCAGUUUUCAGCAUCCAAGAGCGUGAUGGGAUUGAUUAAGAAAUUACGAGGCGAAGUUGAUAGGUUAUUGAAUAGGAAGAUUGAAGAUCCGAAAUUGGAUGUUAAUGUUGAAGGGCAAGGAGUUGUUGCUGCACUUGUUGAGUUGUUGCAUAACCAGAAUGUUCGCUAUUAAUUAUUAAGCGAGCAUUCGUUUUUGUUUUCACAGAGUUUCCAUUCCUUUCUAGAUAUCAUCAUAUACCCAACCAACUUGACAGUGACACCAACUCGUUUGUUCUUUCCAACUGUAACUUUUAUUUUAAAUCUUAUAAUUGA